This is a messenger RNA of Sclerotinia borealis F-4128, 1467 nucleotides long. The record is from the annotation of a GenBank genome assembly. NCBI's taxonomy places the organism in Eukaryota, Fungi, Ascomycota, Leotiomycetes, Helotiales, Sclerotiniaceae.
AUGGCUGUCGAUGCGCAACAACGUCGAGCUCGCAAUAUCGGACUGGGAGCCAUUCUUCUCCUUGUAGCUAUCUGGACGUUCAGACUCUCCUACCCGAAUGACACUGUCAUCAAUAUCUAUUCCAAUCACACCAAAAAUUUAAAUUCAUCAGUUCCAGCAUUUUCCCUACCAAAUUUGUUCCUUGGAGAAAAGUCGAAUGCGACACUUGAAGCCAAACCCGUCUUGGAUGAAUUCGGGGAUUACUUCAAUGGAACCAUCUUCAACAAAGUGGCGGUGAUAAUCGAGGAUAGCUAUCGUCCUGAGGUGAUACCUCUGGUCCUCCACUUCGGCAGUGUUCUGGGCCCUACCUGGCCAAUACUCAUCUAUACUUCAAUCGAAGAAGUCGGCCGAUUUUCCACAUCUGCGGCACUCUCUCGGUAUCUUACACAAGGCCUCAUUCAAAUACGAAAUCUUCCACAAUCCGUCCUCUUCACCGAUCUCAAAGCCAGAAAUGAAUUCAUGACAGAUACAUGGUUGUGGGAGAAUCUUGCACCCGCAGAACACAUUCUACUUUUCAAUAGCGACAGCAUGUUAUGUUCUAAUGCAGCAACGAGCGUAGAUGAUUUCUUCGCUUAUGAUUUGGUGGGAACGCCACUCAAGGAUAAGGGGCAUAGAGGGGGUUUGAGUUUGAGGAAAAGGAGCAGCAUGUUGAGGGUUCUCGAUAGUUGGGAUUUUGCCGAGGAGCUCAAGAAGUGGGAGGCUCAGAAAAAGAAGAAAGAGGAUGUGAAGAAGAAGAAGGAGGAGGAAGAGAAGAAAAAGAAAGAGGAGGAAGAGAAAAAGAAGAAAGAGGCAGAAGAAAAGAAGGCAAAGGAAGCGGAAGCGAAGAAGAAAAUCCAAACGGAAGAGAAGAAAAAGAGGGACGAUGAGAGGAAGAAAAUAGCAGAGGGCCAAAAGGGCAAUCUGAAGGAGAAGGAAGGUAAGCUGGAUGACAAGAAAGAGAAAGAUAAAGAGAAGGGAGGCAAACAGGAUGUCAAGCAAGAUGUCAAGCAAGAUGUCAAGAAAGAGAAAGCUAAGGAAAAGGAAGCGAGGGAACAGAAGAGAGAGGAGAAGAGAAAGGAGGAAGAACCAGAGGAAGAAAUGGCAGAAGAUCAAUGGUUUCAAGAAAAGUACGUCCAACUUCUUCUCAAUUCCAUCAAAAGCACACUAACGAUAGAACUCAGAUUACGAAAAUUACGAGACGAUGAAGAAAACGUCGACAUUGACCCCGAAGCCGAUGGUGCAAUUAAUCUACCCACGGAAGAAAUUUCUCGCACAUUCAGUGUAGAGUCGAUCGAUUAUCCUCACCCAUUGGGACUACAUCGCGUACACAAGUGGAAGGCCGAUCAGAUGGAUAAAUUACAGGAUUGGUGUCCGGAAUAUAGAUUAUGUUCGGUACCGCAUCAUGGCAAGGAAUUUCCUACUUUUGAGGAUGGAGGUGUGGGUUGGUAG